Molecule: messenger RNA, 762 nt
Organism: Paramecium pentaurelia
Lineage: Eukaryota; Ciliophora; Oligohymenophorea; Peniculida; Parameciidae
Source: the annotation of a GenBank genome assembly
AUGAUAUUACCUGUAAUAGCUAUUGCUGUUAUUCCUAGAGAUACUUUAUCAUUUAUUUUAAAAGCCAUGAUUAUAUUUAUAUAUAUAGGAGGCAUCGCAUUAUUAUACUUACAUCAAAAACAAACUUUAGAAUUAUAAAAAAUAUUAUUAAUAGGUCCAUCUGGUGUUGGAAAAACAUAAACAUACAACUAUUUAAAAUGCAAAACUAUAAUGAACUUUGAUAAAUUUCAAUUGGGAAAAAUAGGAGAUCUUUGCAUAGUUGACACACCAACUAUGGAUUUAGAAUCUAGCAUAGCUAAAAGAGAGGAUACUAUUUCAUAAUUUUAAAAAUUCUUUAUUAAUUUUAAGAAUUCAAUUAGUGCAAUUAUAAUUGUUGUUAAUUUUGAAAGAACUGAUAUUAUGAAACGAAAAUUAAUUGAAACCAUCAAAUAUUUAAAAAAAUUUUAGGAUAUGAUUUACAUACUAAUAACUGAUUUUCACUUAAGUGAAGAUCACGAUAAUGAUAAAUCAAAAUUAUUAUAAUCCCUAUAAUUUUUACAUCCCUAAGGAAUUAUAUUUUUGAAUAAAGAAGAAAAUGAACAGAUGAUUAUAGAGGAAUUGAAUGCAAUUGUACGAAAAUCCACUCAUAAAGAGUUUGAUAUUAAUGAUACAAUAUUUGCAAUUAUAAAUGAAAAAAUGAAUGCUUCAUUUAUAGAUUAAAUUAAUUUAAUCAUUAAAUCUCCAAAGUAAUAUUAUAUUAAUUUUAGGUAGUCCUCUGCAUGA